AUGCAGAAUGAAAGGCUCCCUCUUUUUCUUCAAAGUCGAUUAUAUGCAGAAUAUCGUUUAGCCAAAAUUCUGUCACAAGUAAGGCUGAUUAGACAUGAUAAAACGGCUGUCCCUGAUUUAUAUCUAAGUUUAACCACAUUGCAAGAACCGCCUAAAGUAGCAAUCAGUCCAAUUCCAGAAGAAGCCGAGGAUGAAUCUUCAGAGAAUAUGAUGGAAAAUGUACACAUUUCGUUUGGCGACACUAGCCUGAGUGACAUUGAAUCAUGGCAAAACAGUUUCCACGAACGGAUGUUUUCCCAGAAAAGGGGAUCUGAUAGUGACCUUGCAGAUGUGUCCGAAAGCCCUAAUUCGGAGGCUACGACCAUGUUUUCCUCGCCGAACAUCUCACCUCUUCCAGGGACUCCUCCCUGUAUAUUGUUUGCUGACAUGGACAUCCUAAGACCCGAAAUCGGUCCCCCAGUUUAUGUGGGGCCGUAUUCUAAGCAAGCAGAUGUCCCGGCAGUUCGGAUACUUCCCCCAAAGAGAAACAGGAGCUCUUUGCAUGUGAACAACUUGCAUGAAUUGUCUCAGAUGCUGAUAGCUCUAGUCGUGAAGAACGCUCUUGUUGAAGUAGAAGGGGUCAGUGAAGAAGAAGUGGAGGAGUCUCACAUUUACAAUAAUCUCUUUCCUUUUUAUCGCAAGAAUUCAACUUCUCUCACAAUGGAACUAUUCAAAAAGUUCAUCCACUUUGAUCAGCCAGUUGAUAAAACCGUAGAUCAUAUCGUAUUGACAGAUCUCUUUGGUUACGAAAAACCUGCCAAUAAUGAUUCGUCUAUAGUCCUCAGUGUGGACGAUGAAAAAGAACAACACUUGGAAAAUGAAUAUUUCGAUUCUGGUGACCAAAAUUCUGGAUGUUUCUCCACCGUCGCAAAUAUUGGGGAGUUUCAAUCAUUUCUUAACGAAACAUCCAGUGAAAAGAAUUGGUAUUUGUGGAUAGACUUGGAAAAAUUCCGACUGAGUAAAACAGACGCCGGUAAAGAAACGUGA
Molecule: messenger RNA, 1026 nt
Organism: Acanthosepion pharaonis
Lineage: Eukaryota; Metazoa; Mollusca; Cephalopoda; Sepiida; Sepiidae
Source: the annotation of a GenBank genome assembly